This is a messenger RNA of Megalops cyprinoides (Indo-Pacific tarpon), 1098 nucleotides long. It is a transcript of the gene med20, whose product is annotated as mediator complex subunit 20. The record is from RefSeq and is a predicted model, not a curated record. Gene Ontology annotation, molecular function: transcription coactivator activity. Gene Ontology annotation, cellular component: mediator complex. Gene Ontology annotation, biological process: regulation of transcription by RNA polymerase II. Lineage: Eukaryota; Metazoa; Chordata; Actinopteri; Elopiformes; Megalopidae. Bases 105 to 743 code for a protein of 212 amino acids. The transcript has 4 exons.
UAGCUAGUCAAGUAGUGGAUGGGUGUACAAUGGCAUGUUAGUAGCUAGCUGGCCAGCAACUUGGUCUAAAGAGGCGAAACGUCAGUGUGACUCCAAAGAAAGACAUGGGGGUGACUUGCGUGUGUCAGGUGCCGGUUGCAGAGGGCAAGAGUGUGCAGCAGACGGUGGAUAUGCUGCACAGAAAGCUGGAACAGCUGGGGGCGGUGAAGCAGGGCAACUUCUGCGUGGACUGUGAGACAUACCACCCGGUUGGCAACACCUCCGGUCAGCCACCCAAGUUCUUAUACGUGAUGCACAAUUCGGAGACUCCACUGAGCUGCUUGGCCCUGUUCGAGGGCGGGCCUUGCCUUACGGCCGAUGGCAACUUCGAUGUGCUCAUGGUGAAACUCAAGAGCCACUUUCAGAAUUCCAAAGGCCACAAGGUGGAGAGCCGCGGCGCCCGUUACCAGUACUGCGACUUUCUGGUGAAGGUGGGGACAGUGACCGUGAGCUCCAGUGCACGGGGCAUCUCGGUGGAGGUGGAAUACUGCCCGUGCGUGGUGCCUGGGGACUGCUGGAACCUGAUGAAGGAGUUCAUGCAGAGCUUCCUGGGGCCCAGCGUCCCCGAGCUGCCCUCCGUCUUCACCGCCAAGCCCGAGGGCCUCUACGCGCCCGUGGACUGCUCCGACACUAUGACGCAGUACCUUGAGCUAUUCAGCAAACUGCGGAAGCAGCAGGUGGUGUCGGGCAGCAGCGUACGCUGAGAGACGAGGGUGGGGAGAGGAACGGAGGAGGACACGUACCAAUGCGCACCCCAAAUCCAACUCCCAGCAACACGGGGAAGCCAGGCACCGCCCCGCCCUCGCUUUUGGAGAGCACCGAAACAUCCUUCAGCUUUUCAGUGGCAGGAGUAUCUUGAGGAAUGUCUCAACGACGAAAUGUGUGUGGCCGACGGGCUUGGUGAUUUCAAAACAGGACAUUUUGAAAUCUUUAGUGGUUUACUUUUUUACGUCUACUCAGACAUAUUGUCUCAGUGUUUGUUUCAAGCAGUCUCAUUUUUGCAUGUCAAGGACAAAGUCAUUAUUAUUUCAUUGAUGCUGUUCAGUACAUGCUUUAAAA